Molecule: messenger RNA, 2110 nt
Organism: Cucumis melo (muskmelon)
Lineage: Eukaryota; Viridiplantae; Streptophyta; Magnoliopsida; Cucurbitales; Cucurbitaceae
Product: inactive leucine-rich repeat receptor-like protein kinase CORYNE
Exons: 2
Coding region: 739-1938 (399 amino acids)
Biological process (GO): protein phosphorylation
Molecular function (GO): ATP binding; protein kinase activity
Source: RefSeq, a predicted model, not a curated record
GUUUUUGCUCUGUUCUCUUCUGUUUUGUUGUGUCGCUAAGGACUCGGGAAGAAAAAAUGGGGUCCGUCUCUUUGCCCUUGCAGCAGUUGCAUUCUCAACUUUCACUCUCUGUCUCUUACAACCCUCUUUUUUGUUUUUCUGCGUUCUCUCUCUGUUUUCCUUCAUUCGGUGUUCAUUUUCAAUCUCUCUCUCUUUGAAUUUUUCUAUUUUCUUCUUGUCCGUUUAGGAGCUACUACCAUUCAGGCGGGCUCAGUUUGUAUGUUUUGUCUUUAUUAAUUGAGUUUUGGAGUCGAUUUUUUCAUUUGGCUAUCUGAAACUUUCCAAUUUCCUCUAUAUUUUGUUGUUUUUCUUUCUGGGUCUCUCGCUUUUGUUACUGGAAAGAGCUACAGAAAGUGUGGUUGUUGUUUAUUCAAUGGUGAGAGUAGCGGAUUCUCAUUUGACUGGUCUCUCAUUCCCAUUACGGAUCAAUUUCUCUAAUGCCCUGCUUCCUAAUUUUGAUUCUUUUGAGUCUUCCCCCCGAAGAUUUUCCUCCUCUGUUUGAUAUUCCCUUGCAUUUUAACUACUUCCUCCAAUGAAUCCAUGGACACGUCUCCUUCAACUUGAGGGAUUUCUCCAUUAGCUUCGGUACCCAGUUUUGAGAUUCGAAUAUUUUUCUCAAAUGGGUUUGAGUAACUUUAAUCGCACUAUUAUGUAGGAAUUGAAUGAAGAAGCCUUGUUUGGAAUUAAUUUGGUUUUCAAAUGGGGAAGAAAAGAUAUAGCGUUAAGUUUAUGAUUCUAUUACUGUUAGUAUUCUCUUUUUUCCAUCUCUCCGACGAAAAAUGCCAGGAAAGAACAAGCAAUCACUUCGCUUCUUCAGGACCGCCAUUGCCAACAACAUCAUCAACACCAACAAGCUCUCCACGGUUCAAAAAUGGCGUCCGAAGAAUCAUCUUCAGUGUUCUAUUAGGAGUAGUUAUAGGCUUAAUGGGUUCCUUUCUUUUUGCUUGUUUAAUCCGCAGCUUCGUCCGUUACCUAAACAAAACCCCAAUUCUCAAAGGCCCUGUCAUAUUCUCCCCCAUAAUCGACCCUAAAACCCUCCAUCUCGCCCUCAGAAACGAAAAUCAGCUUCUGGGGUCCAAUCCCCAUGGGAAAUACUACAGAACUAUUCUAGAUAACGGGCUGACGAUCGCCGUGAAACGGCUUGAAGGGUCCGAGAACACGGCAAGGAAGUCGGAGAAGAGGCUGACACAGCUGCAACUUGAGAGGCUGGCCAGGCUUAGACAUAGGAAUUUAAUGAGCUUAAGGGCUUAUGUUGGGGAAGGAGAAGGAGUGUGGUUGGUUUAUGAUUAUGUGGGAACAGGAAGCCUUGAGGAUGUGAUGAAGAGAGUGAGGGAGAAUGAAGUAAGGUUGGGAUGGGAAAUUAGGCUUGGGAUUGCAGUUGGGGUUAUAAAGGGUCUUCAGUAUCUUCAUUUUGAGUGUGAUCCUCAGAUUCUUCACUAUAAUUUGAAGCCUUCAAAUGUUAUGUUGGAUGGUGAGUAUGAACCAAGGUUGGCUGACUGUGGCUUGCCUAAGUUGUUCUCUAACUUGAACAUGGCUUCUACCUCUGCCUAUACCUCACCUGAGUGCUUGCAGGACUGCAGUUUAAACAGGUAUAGCGAUAAGAGCGACAUCUUCAGCUUCGGGAUGAUUUUGGCUGUUCUACUGACAGGUAAAGAUCCAACAGAUCCGUUCUUUGGAGAAGCAGCAAGCGGAGGUAGUUUAGGUCAGUGGCUACGACAUUUACAGGUUGCCGGGGAGGCACGAGAAGCGCUAGAUAAGAGUAUCAUAGGAGAAGAAGGGGAAGAAGAUGAAAUGCUAAUGGCAGUGAGGAUUGCUGUUGUUUGUUUAUCAGAACAGCCAAUAGAUAGACCUUCAAGUGAUGAGUUGGUACACAUGUUAACCCAAUUGCAUAGUUUUUGAAAACUCAUCCAAUUCAAUCUUGAAUUAGGAUUUUUAUUUUUAUUUUUUAGAAUCUGAAAAGAAGAAAGAGUAUUACUGUAAAGUGGUUUUUGACCUGUCUGUUGAUGAUGAAAAAGAAGCUUUUUUGUGCAAAGGAAAUUCCAUUUUGGAGAGUUAUGAUUGUUUGAUGAAA